GCUCACUCAUGAUGCGCCCGCGACUGGCUGAACUCUUUUCUUUCCCACCAUGACCUUGUCUUAUUGGAUUCUCCAGGGGCCAGUGUUUAUUUCCUUGUGAUGAUUGACCUGUUUUUGGUUACACCUAGUUGUUGCGAUCGGGCCAAAGUUUCGUCUCCAGUGGUGUAGUCAAAAGGUGUCAGAAGUCACAAACAGCCUGAUCGCAAACACACAAGAAAAAGUCCCCGAAGGAAAUAGAAACUUCGGUGAAAAAGAGGACACAUGGCUAUACUUGGCUCAGCAGAAAUUUAAUCAAUUGGCCCAGUUGGCCAAGAGUUCUCGGCUGAUCAUAACCGCCAGCGUUGCGUUGCCUUUGGAUCCCCUCCAACACUCGCACCAUGAACAUAAACAUGGCGGUUUCUUUUUGACAGCCCCCAUUUCUCUGACGAAAACCUAUUAUUACAACUAUUAAAGUGUACAGAUUUCUUUCCAUCUUUUAGGCGCUUACCUCGGAUCGCUUCUUUGGGCCACGCCGAGUCGCAAUCAUAAUCCUGUCCACCAAUGGAUUCGCAUUCAGCAGCACGCUCAAACGUCAUUUCGGAACCUCUACGACGCGGGGAGACGAGGGGAAACAAGACGAGACGCGGGGUUUUAUUUGUUUGAGCUGGUUAUAAAAGGUCGUGGUUUUCUCCUCGAAGUUGCUGAGAUUCUAAACCAUGGACUCAGCUCUCUCUUCGUCUUCAACACGAACAAGCACUUCAUAAACACUCAACUUGAAUAACCUGCAAUCUUACCCCUACUCAUUUAAACCUCUACAUAACUCAAUCGAACACACUGCACAUCUACCCCUAUUAUAAAUACCCCCAAUUGACUCAACAUCAUGUCUUCUCAAACCACUGCCCAAUACUUCCCCAAGAUCUACUCCCUCACCUCCGCUGAUCAUGCUCGCUCUGUCUAUGAUGAGUGGGCAAAGACCUACAAUGAGGAAAUCACUGGCAAAGGCCAAGACUAUGUCGGCCCAGCCAUUGCCGCUGCCUAUGUCCCUCAAGUUCUAGGCUCACCUACCAUCAACCAAGACGUCGAGAUUCUUGACGCUGGUUGUGGCACCGGCCUCGUCGGUGUCUUCCUCGCCCGCCUGGGUGCAAAGAAGGUCGACGGUGUCGACAUCAGCCCAGGCAUGCUCGACGAGGCUCGCGCUACAGACGCAUAUCGCAACCUGGACGUAUGUGACCUGUCGCGACCGUUGUCCGCAAAGAAUGACUCUUAUGAUGUCGUGACCUGUGUGGGCACCCUGACUCAGUCUCACGUUGGUCCCGAGGCUAUCAGUGAAUUUGUGCGUGUCGUGAAGCCAGGCGGCUACAUCGUGGCCACCGUCAUCCGUGAGAUCUGGCAGACUGGAGGCUAUGAGGCACACGUGAAGAGCCUCGCCGAGCAGAACAAGAUCAAGGUCCUGUCUGCUGAGUUGCAGGACUACCGAAGGGGUGCUGGAGCCAAGGCCUACUACCUCGUCUUGCAAGUGUCUGCUUGAAGUGAUUCGUUGAUGGUAACUUCGGUGAUGAUGAUGAUGAUGAUGCUAUGCGUUGCCGGAUUCCCUUUUCUUUCCCUCUCAACAAACAAACAAGCAAACAAACACAGCACAGCACAGCACAGGAAACCCUCCCCUGCCCCAGGAAAGCUAUUGAAGUGGAACAUACACAUCGACACUUGAUAUGGUACAGUUGCAAUCGCCUCUGGCCCGUGUCCACCAAGGUAUUCGCUUUCACAAGUUGAUGAUGACGAUAAUGAUGGUGAUCAUAUGAGAGACGACAAAGAAUGUUCGUGAUUGGAUUUCGUUUUGACAUAGGUGACUCGCCAGUGAGCAACGCGAUCGGAAUCUCUUACACAUUCCUUCAGCAACACAUGCAGCAUAAAUAUACAAAAGGCGUACGUGCCCAACUCAUGAUUGUGAUUCUGAUUAUGAAUGUGACAUGUCUAUCAUUUUGUUUUAACUUAGAUUGUACGUUAAGGAGUAGUGUCGUUGCUUCCUGGCCUGUCACAAAGCAUAUAUAAUUCUUUUCUUCUGUGGAAAUUCGGCUUCAUUGUAGGAAACGCUAUCUAAACUGGUACGAAGUGUUGCUAUGGUAUACUUAUAAUCUUAUAAUCCAAGCAUGAACAAUUAACUACUUGAUCA
This is a messenger RNA of Fusarium odoratissimum NRRL 54006, 2149 nucleotides long. RefSeq lists its product as uncharacterized. Bases 860 to 1507 code for a protein of 215 amino acids. The transcript has a single exon. The record is from RefSeq and is a predicted model, not a curated record. Lineage: Eukaryota; Fungi; Ascomycota; Sordariomycetes; Hypocreales; Nectriaceae.